UGUGAUUACUUUGGUCAGUACAGUAUGCGCACUCUCUCCUCUGAUAUCUAAUCAAAGUUUUACUGCUUUAAAGCAAAAUUGCCUCAGCAAAAUCCAUUUCCAGUUGUCUUGUUAACGCGCAAAAAGCAAUGCUGCUGGUCCGAUCAUGUCUAUAAAUGUGCCCAUGUUCUGUUUGUGGAUUGCUCUGUAGUAGGUAAGGUUGUAGAAAGCCAUGGCUGUGGGUGUGGCGAUAAAGAACGAUGGCAGGCAAUACACUGGAAGAAUCACAUGGUUCGUGCUGCUUUCUUGCAUGAUUGCAGCUUCCGGAGGAAUGAUUUUCGGCUACGAUGUCGGGGUUUCAGGCGGGGUGACUUCGAUGGAGCCGUUCUUGAAGAAAUUCUUUCCAAGGGUUUACAGGAAGAUGAAAGAGGACACAAAGAUGAGCAACUACUGCAAAUUCGACAGCCAAUUGCUGACAUCUUUCACAUCCUCACUCUACAUAGCCGGCCUUAUUUCUUCUUUCUUUGCUGCAAUCGUGACUCGGAACUAUGGCCGGAAACCGUCGAUCAUCGUCGGUGGAGUAACCUAUAUGGCUGGUGCUGCCCUUGGUAGUGCAGCUUAUAAUGUUUACAUGCUCAUAAUUGGUCGUCUGCUGCUUGGCGUCGGGCUUGGAUUUACCAAUCAGUCAGUUCCAUUGUAUCUUUCAGAAAUGGCGCCAUCCAAAUACAGAGGAGCUUUCAACGUCGGUUUCCAGAUAUGUGUUGCCAUUGGCUGCAAUGCAGCGGCACUUACAAACUACGGCACGGUAAAGAUCAAAGGCGGGUGGGGAUGGCGAAUUUCCAUCGGAAUGGCCGGUCUGCCUGCUGCAAUUCUUGCAUUCGGGGCACUUUUCCUCCCUGAAACACCAAACAGCCUUAUCCAACACUGCAAUGAACACCAAAGAGCCAAGAAAAUGCUGCAAAAGAUACGAGGCACUGACGAUGUCCAAGCAGAACUGGACGAUCUCAUCGAAGCAAGUUAUGCUUCAAAAGCCGUAAAACACCCUUUCAAGAACCUCAUGCAAAGAAAAUACAGGCCGCAACUUGUCAUGUCCGUAGCAAUACCAUUUUUCCAACAAAUAACUGGAAUUAACGUUGUCGCCUUCUACGCCCCGUUGAUCUUUCUAACUAUGGGUUUCGGAGAGAGUGCUUCCCUCUUGUCUGCACUCGUGACUGGGCUUGUGGGCUCGGGUUUCACUGUCCUGACGGUAUUCUUUGUCGAUAAACUAGGCAGACGACCUUUGUUCCACAUAGGUGGAGCUCAAAUGUUCAUUUCACUGAUGCUGAUUGGAGGGAUCAUGACAGCCAAACUAGGGGAUCAUGGUACUAUGGAAAAAGGGUAUGGAUUAAUAGUUCUGAUCCUGAUUUGCAUAUACAUUUCAGGUUUCGGCAUAUCCUGGGGUCCAUUAGGAUGGGUUGUCACAAGUGAAAUUUUCCCACUGGAAGUACGGUCCGUAGCACAAAGCAUAGUCGUGGCUGUUAAUCUCUCCAUGACUUUCAUUAUUGCUCAGGUUUUCCUAGCAAUGCUCUGCCAUCUCAAGUCCGCAAUUUUCUUCUUUUUCGGGGCGUGGGUUCUACUGAUGUCCGCAUUCGUCUAUCUCUUGCUGCCUGAAACGAAGAACAUUCCCAUUGAGAAAAUGGAUCAAAUCUGGGGAAAGCAUUUUUUCUGGAAAAAGUUUAUGGAUAGUAGUCAAAGUCGUGAGAGCAACAAAACCGAGGCUGCAUGAAUGUUGUUGUAUUAUUACGUACUAAGUGGUGUGUGUUACCUCUUGAUCGUUCUAGUAUCUUGUUAUCAACCGGGUGUUGUGCUUUGCAUAACUUUUCUUACAAGUCCUUGUAGAUUUCCCCUUGCUACUUUUGUGAUAUGUAAAAUUGACUUCUCCUGAUACAGGAGAAGGGUUUUACACAUUGAAUUUUUAAGUUGCAAACUCUAUUUUA
Messenger RNA from Sesamum indicum (sesame), 1955 nucleotides. RefSeq names its product hexose carrier protein HEX6. Gene Ontology annotation, biological process: monosaccharide transmembrane transport. NCBI's taxonomy places the organism in Eukaryota, Viridiplantae, Streptophyta, Magnoliopsida, Lamiales, Pedaliaceae. Gene Ontology annotation, cellular component: membrane. The record is from RefSeq and is a predicted model, not a curated record. Gene Ontology annotation, molecular function: monosaccharide transmembrane transporter activity.